AUUCUUCUCUCACAUAACCCCCUUCCCCCAACGUCCCCUUACAAAAGCAUCUCCAAGUCUCCAACCCUCCACUUUAAAAUUCUCAUUCAUACUACAACCUCACAAUUCGAAGUUCAAACCCCAAAUCUUCAAAAACCUCACACCAAACCCAAAAUAAAAAAACAACGUAAAAACCUUAAUAAUAGCAAAACCAAAACCACACUUGCAGUCAAAUGUUCUUCCUCUCUUCCCCCUUCUCUUCAUGCUUCAGAGCUUCACAACGUACCAACCACGAUCCCACAAACCUCACCACCUACAUCUACCACACCGAAUACGGCACCGUUUCACUGACAUGGUCGCGCUCCCUGCUAGGCCGCUCCCUCCACGUGAACCUCCACAACCGUUCCUCCUUCCACCUCCUCCUCAAGCCAUGGAAGAAAAACGGGUCCAAGAAGCUUUCUCACAAUACGGUCUUCCUCUGGAACCUCUCCAACGCGAGGUUCGAGUCUGGACUCGAACCUCGCUCUAGAUUCUACCUCGCCAUCGAGGUAGAACAUGGCCUCAGCCUACUCAUUGGGGACUUAUCCCCCAGGAGUAGUAAGGCCAAGAAGCCCAGCAAAACAAACCAAUUACUCGUCCUGAAGCGGGACAACGUCCACGUGGCGCCACACCGCAGCCGGGUGUACCAAACCAAAGCGAAACUCGGAGGUAAGGUUAGGGAAAUCGAAAUAGAUUGCGACGUUUACAACUGUGGCGGAUACGGGUACGAGAACGAGAAUAGUUCGAGGUUGUUGUUCAGUGUGGAUGGAGAGAAGGUUCUUGAAGUGGCGAGGCUGAAGUGGAAGUUCAGAGGGAGCGAGCGUGUGGAGAUCGACGGGGUGCACGUGCAGAUCUCGUGGGACGUGCACGAUUGGCUUUUUGAGAAGGAUAAGGAUAUUGUUAAUCAUCGUAGUAGUAACAACAACAAUAGUAAUAAUAAUGGUAUCGAGGGUCACGCGGUUUUCAUGUUUAAGUUCGAGGAGGACGAGGUACGAGGUAGUGGUGGUGGGAAAGAGGAGGAGCAACAGUGGAGUAUGGGGAGUGGUGGGGAGUGGAGGAAUGGCAAGAGUUGGUCUUCUUCGUCUUUGUCGGUGUCUUCUACUUCUGGUGGAUCUUUUGGGGGAAGUUCUUCGGUUAUGGAAUGGUCCAGUGUGGAGGAGAAUGAGUUGGUGGUUCCUCUUGGGUUUUCUUUGGUGGUUUAUGCUUGGAGAAGGUGAACACUAAUUUGGGUGGUUAAAUUUUUUGUUUAUUUGUUUUCCUUUAGAGUAAAAGUUUAGGGGGAGAAAGAAUGAAUUUAGAUUUCCAUGUGUAUAGAAAAGUAUAUGUUCUUAAUACUCUAAGAGUUUAGUCUUUAAUUAGGGCAAAAGAUAGUUUAAUUUACCCAAAACCAAUUGAAUUCAAGUUCUUGUAAUGCUUGAAUAUUUGCAUGUAUGGAAGCCUGUUUGUCGAGAGAAGUCAAAAGAUCACGAUGUACAUGGAAUAACACAUCUGUUAAGAGAAGUCAAUUGAAACUCCUUAUUAACAACGUUAGUCCCUUGAAUGGAUUUAUGAUUGUGGAGAAGAGGAUAUCUAGCUUAGACACCCAAAAAUGUUCUUGUGAUGCUAGAAUGUAAGAGAAACAAAUCAAUGACUCCGGAACUUUUUGAAUGAA
Messenger RNA from Glycine soja, 1669 nucleotides. RefSeq lists its product as uncharacterized. The transcript has a single exon. The record is from RefSeq and is a predicted model, not a curated record. The coding region runs from base 213 to 1235 and encodes 340 amino acids. NCBI's taxonomy places the organism in Eukaryota, Viridiplantae, Streptophyta, Magnoliopsida, Fabales, Fabaceae.